ACACCUCGCUCUGCCUGCCAUGGCUGGUUAAAGAACCAUCCGGAUCGCAGCGCGGGGGGAGGGCCGGGUGGGGGGAGCAGCGGCCGCGCGUGAGGCCGAGGGAGGGGCGGCGGCGCGAGCGGCGGCGGCGGCGGUUCCAGCAUGAAGAGGAGAGCUGGCCUGGGGGGCAGCAUGAGGUCAGUGGUGGGCUUCUUGUCCCAGCGGGGCUUGCAUGGGGACCCCCUGCUCACUCAGGACUUUCAGAGGAGACGCCUGCGGGGCUGCAGAAACCUCUACAAGAAGGACCUUCUCGGCCACUUCGGCUGUGUCAAUGCCAUUGAAUUCUCCAACAAUGGAGGCCAGUGGCUGGUCUCAGGAGGAGAUGACCGCCGGGUUCUGCUAUGGCACAUGGAACAAGCCAUCCACUCCAGGGUCAAGCCCAUACAGCUGAAAGGAGAGCACCAUUCCAACAUUUUUUGCCUGGCUUUCAACAGUGGGAACACUAAAGUGUUCUCCGGAGGCAAUGAUGAGCAAGUUAUCCUCCAUGAUGUUGAAAGCAGUGAGACAUUGGACGUGUUUGCUCAUGAAGAUGCAGUAUAUGGCUUGUCUGUGAGCCCAGUGAAUGACAACAUUUUUGCCAGUUCCUCAGAUGAUGGCCGGGUUCUCAUUUGGGACAUCCGGGAAUCCCCCCAUGGAGAGCCCUUCUGCCUGGCAAACUAUCCAUCAGCCUUUCAUAGUGUCAUGUUUAACCCUGUGGAGCCCAGGUUGUUGGCCACAGCCAAUUCAAAGGAAGGAGUGGGACUCUGGGACAUUCGAAAACCUCAGAGUUCUCUCCUGCGCUAUGGUGGAAACCUGUCCCUCCAAAGUGCCAUGAGUGUACGAUUCAACAGCAACGGGACCCAGCUCCUGGCCCUGAGGCGACGCCUGCCCCCUGUGCUCUAUGACAUCCAUUCCCGCCUGCCUGUGUUUCAGUUUGACAAUCAGGGUUACUUCAACUCAUGCACCAUGAAAAGCUGCUGUUUUGCAGGAGAUCGUGACCAGCAUCACAACUGGAAAUGGAGAGCCCAAGCUGUGAGUUUCCAGCCUUUUCUGAGCCUCACUAGGAAUGGAGAUGCUGAUGUUGACUUAAAGCUGGCAGUUUAAGAAUAUACUUGGCCUUCUUGCACCUUUCUGUCUUAACCAUAGAAGUUCUGAAGUGUCAGUGACCAGUUGGGCUAAUCUGGGUAACCAAGCCGAGGAAAGACAAAUGGGAAGAAAGACAAAUCUAAGGAAAGACUGAUCAAAUAAACAAAUAGAAUUUUUUAUUCUCAAGCACAACAAAUCUUAUUGCUAUUUCACAUAUAGAUUGGAAAAAAGAAAAACCUUAGUCUCGCUAAUGUUUAGUGUUCUUAUCUUUGGGUCAACUGUCAAAUUUUGACUUAAAAUUCUUAUAUUCUGUAACCCACCUCUUUAGAGUUAAUUUUGGCAUAAAAUAAAUAUAAAAGAGGCAUAAAAGAAAAAUUUCUUUGAGAAACUGGCAAGACCUUGCUUUUUGAAGUAAAAGCUAGGAUUUUUCUCCUUAGAUGGGGGUUGCUAGAGGCUUCCUAAUGUCAUAGUUUAAGGAUUAGUAGAUGUAAUAGGAGCCGAAUAAAUGCCUGUUGAAUUGUCUUGCGUGUAGAUAGAUGAGAAUGUUCUUUUAAGUUUUCUGAACUAGAGAUUUCCUCUCUUAUAAAUAGAGACUAUAUAUCCAAAUUCAGAAUUUAUACUCAUGUUGGAGUCUUAGGGCCUACUUAGCUGAGAUCCAUACUGGAGACCACUAGGUGGCCUCAGUGAUGUCUCCUUGGGGUGCCCACAGUACCUGAAUGACUUAAUUUGUAUAUACCUGUAUGGCACUGCAGGGAAUUUGUUUCUUGGGUGGGAAGAAACAGUUUCUAUAGGCGAUCAGACUCUCAAUAGAACAGAUAUACAGAAUGGUUGAUUUAGCUUUGUCUGGCUGUGGAAAUGACAAUCAAGUCUCUCCCUCUCUUCCUUUUUUCCUUCUUUCUUUGCUUUUGUUGAUUGCCCAUCUUUUAUCAACUUCUUAUGGCAUGUAAUUCUUGUUUUGUUGAAUAUUAGAGCAUGCAGUGAAGGUGAUAUUAAUAGUUUACUAGGCUUUAUUUCCAGAAACCAGAGGCUGAGGGAAAGGUGAUUUUCUUCAGGUUGUAUUUAGCAACAAAGCCUAUCUUCAUGGACCUUAGAAGACCCAGAACAAAGACCUCUAGCCAACAUGUAAGCACCUAGACCAUGGUUUCCCAUCCUUAUCAUUGUUAACAUUUUGGCUAGAUAGUUCUUUGUUGUGUGGAGCUGUCCUAUGCAUUAUAAGAUGGUUAGCAGUAUCCCUAGCCUCUUCCUACUAGAAGCCGGUAAUAUCAUCCUAAGUUAUCCUCCAGGCAACCAAAAAUGUCUCCAGACAUUAUCCCCUGAGGGGAAAAUUGCCCCUGGUUGAGAACCUGUGAUCCGGAUUAUAAUUACCCAUUUUGCUCAGAUGCAUUGGGGCAGGUAUUGUCAUAGGCAGAGCCACAGAAGGUAUUUUGUGAUAGUCCUAGGUAUAUACAUCAAAGAUAUCAUUGUUUCUGUCUUUCAGUUUAUAUAUAAUUAUAAAAGUAUUGAAUGGCUUUUGAUUUUUCUCUAUUUAGAUUUGACUAAUUUAUUAUUUGUGACUUGUCCUAUGGGAAGAGUUUUAUGGGUAUUUUAUUCUCUCUGACAGACAAGACUUCUUUUUGGCUGGGGUAAGUGGUUUUCCUUGAAAGAAGAUGCAAAGUCAUUGAAUCUAACUUUGGGUCAGUUAACAGAGUUAAAGUCUUAAAAGUCUGUUCAUAUUCCCGAAAUAGUUAGAGGUAUAUAAAAUACAGAGAUUUAUAUUUGGCUUUUUUGUUGACUCCUUAGGGACUAAGAAAUGUAGCUAAUUCAUCAUUGUCUUGUCUCCAAAUCCUGGCACACAGUGAGAACACAAUAAAAAUUUGUUGAAGUAAAUCUUGAGUACUUUGGUCAAUGUGUGGUAUUUAGCUUUGUGGGCCUAAGUCUUCUCUAACUGUAAAUCAGGAUUGAUAAGUAUGAUUUUUCCUGUUCAACUUCCAGAGGCCUGGAAGGAUGGAUGAAUUAAAUAAUUCAUCCAAUUAGGAGGAUGAAUUAAAUAAUAGAUUUAUAGUGGAACUAAUCUACUGAACUUAUAGUUUUUUUUAAGUAUUGCACAAGAAGUCAGACUUACUUUCCCAGUCCUAGAACAUGUCUCAAAGGUGAUUUAUAGGCUCUGACUUUCCACACUGAAGGAUAAGGCAGCAGUUGUCACAGUUACAGUGUGACCUGCAGGACUGACAUGUAUAUUCUUUGAUGAGUCUAGACAGAAUCUUUUUUUCUGCUUUCAGUUUCCAUAGCCUGCCUUUUCCUUAUAUUGGGCUUUAUAUUUGACCUCAUUCCUGUGUGCUCUGAGAACACCCACAGCCUGAGGCUCUGUGUUCUGGAACUUUUCAUUUAGUCAUAGGCUGGGUAACCAUCCCAGACAGGAAUCUGAGAAUUUCCGUAAUAGGAAUGAACAUGGAUUAGAAAAGCAGUAAGAGAUCCUAUUUAUCUGAGACAGUCAUCUGGCUUUUAAUUAUGAGAUUAUUCAGUCCAUACAGAUGGACCCAGAUAUUUUUCAGAGUACGUGUACUUCUUUUUAAACUAUCCUAGGUUCACUAGGUAAUUCAUUAGCCUCAAAAUAAAAUUAACGUUUCAAGAAAUUA
Molecule: messenger RNA, 3719 nt
Organism: Gorilla gorilla gorilla (western lowland gorilla)
Lineage: Eukaryota; Metazoa; Chordata; Mammalia; Primates; Hominidae
Gene: DCAF5
Product: DDB1 and CUL4 associated factor 5
Exons: 7
Coding region: 142-1122 (326 amino acids)
Biological process (GO): negative regulation of fatty acid biosynthetic process
Cellular component (GO): cytoplasm; Cul4-RING E3 ubiquitin ligase complex
Molecular function (GO): protein binding
Source: RefSeq, a predicted model, not a curated record